Molecule: messenger RNA, 873 nt
Organism: Symsagittifera roscoffensis
Lineage: Eukaryota; Metazoa; Xenacoelomorpha; Acoela; Convolutidae
Exons: 4
Coding region: 73-792 (239 amino acids)
Source: RefSeq, a predicted model, not a curated record
CAUAGUUUGUUUUACGAUCGUGCAAUCUAUAGGAGGUAGGAACAAAUUUCAAUUCUUCCCUCUAAAGCAGACAUGACAAAGAGAUAUAAUAUCAUCCGCUUCGCGCAGAUUAGUGAUUUCUUAUUCAACAAAAAGACAAAUCAAUCAAACCCAGGGGCAGAUUUAAGGAGCGCGGAACUGACAGAUGAGAAUAAGAAGCAGGCGCUGGAUGAGCACAACAGAAUCAGAGAUACUCUGGAGUGGAAGGACAGAAAUGGGGCGGAGUUUGAGGGCUUUCCUGUAGGCAUGAACAAACUGGAGUGGGAUGAGGCGCUGGAGCAAACUGCCCAAGAGGUAGCGGAUCAGUGCAAGAAGAACCAUUUGGAAUACAGAGGAGCGCUGUUUGAAUUACUGGAGGAGGGGGUGGGAUCGAUUGGGGAGAACUUGGCUUUUGGGGCUAAGUACAAGCCGAAGAGGGAUGUGGGGGAGUAUGUGAGGUCAUGGUACAGUGAGAGGAAGUACUUCGACUGGCAGAAGAUGGACUGCGUUCCCGUUGGAAAAUGCUUUCACUUGACCCAGCAACUCUGGGCAGACAGCAAGUACCUCGGCUGUGCCCAGAAAAAGUGCACGUCCACCUAUAAAAGCGGCAAAACCAAAGUCUGGACCAACUUCGUCUGUCACUACAGUCCAGCGGGCAACUGGUGGGGAGAAAAACCAUUCGCAGUCACUACCACAUACAACCCGGCUGUUAUGUGUCCAAAAAAGGGCACAAAAAUAGACAGCGUUUAUUCCAAUUUAUGCACUGACGAAUGAGAAAAAAAACAAUUCAAUUACAAUUGCAUCAUGAAAUAAUUCGACAAGAUGCAUGUUUAUUUGCAUUUCUGUGGUGUACAU